AGUGACAGCUGCUAAAUAUUGACAAAUGACAAAGUAAAUGUCACAUCACAAUUCGAGAUUCGAGUUUUAUAGUGGAAACAAAAUCAGACUGUAAUUAAGUCCAAUUUAAAAAUUAGUAAUGUCCUCACUCUGGACUAAACGGAAAAGUCGAUUUCGUGAGUGCUGUUUGUGGUAAAUUGUGGAAUAAUGAUAUUUUUCAUGUCCCCUGGUUAAAAAUUAAAAAUUCUAAUCAUGAAUGGAACUACUUUAAUUGAGGAUGGGUCGGUAGUUGAUCGAAGGCCUAUAAUAACAUGUGCUGGGGAACUGGAAGUUUUUUCUUCAUUUGAGGACAGUUUGGUACAGGCCUUACCUCAGGAUUAUUGUGAUUGGAGAAGAUCCCUCGGUCGCCCUAUCAGACCAGUCCAUAUUGGAGCAAAUUUUAUCCCAUUCAGUCCAGCAGCCCUACCGAAAGUAAAUCAAUGGGAUUUAAUACGGCAGCCUCUGUUUCACAUCUAUUGGACGGAAUGUACGGAUGUGGACAUUUAUAAAACUUCUCUUAGAGAAGAUAUUGAAAACUGGCUGAAAGAGUUAACUGCUAAGGAUAUUCAAGAUUGGUUAAUCGUGGUUGUUGAGAAUUAUGAUGGAAAAAGAGCUAAUAAAUUGCUUCCCAGAACAACUGUUUUAGAUAAAAUAAGAGCUGAUUUUGCUCCUAAACAAGGAGAUCGUUGUAUUUCUGUGAUAAAUCCUGGAAAAUUGGAAUCACGUUCAGCAGAUUCUUGGAGAGGUUUAGUAGCCCGUAUAAGGCACUUGUUGUUAGUUUCUUAUGCCAGAGCAGUUUCUCGCUUAGAGGAUCAUGUUAGGCAGCAAAGAGAAAGAAGAAAUGAAAUUGGAUGGGAUUUUAUGCAGUAUUUUCAGCUGCAGGAAGAAUUAGCGCAGGUAUUGGAAAUGUUAGGAUUGAACGAUGAAGCUCUUGUACAGUAUGAUGAACUAGAUGCUCUUUUCUCUCAGUUUGUGGUCAAUGGAAUUACAAGUGAAUGUGUUAACUGGUUGCAUAAAUUCCAGAAACCUCUUGAAAAAUGGCAUGGGUUGAAAUUGGGACCAUCGAAAUUAACAAAUAAUCCAUCUAUAUUAGAACUGAGAGCUUAUCUUUUUGCCAAACAAGCUCAUAUGUUGUUGCUCACCAACAAAGUUUGGGAGAUGGCUGCUCGCUGUUUACCUUUUCUACACACUUGUACUAGAGAAUUAGCAAUUUUAGAAAUAUCAGCGCCGCCUGGAGCUGUAGCCUGUUGGCUAUUCUUAGCCAGCAUGGAAGUUCUUCAGACUUGCGAUAAAUUUAACCAUGCAGAUGAAGUUGAAGAUUACUCUCUGCAUACAGCUAGUUUAUGGGAAUAUUCUAGUCAAAAGAUACGCAGUCUAGGUAGACUGUGUGGUUUGUUACCAGGGGAUGUACCGAAUUCAGAACAACUUCAUACAGUUGUAUUGUUAUCUGCAGGUAUGGGUGAUGAUCCAGGUACACCGAAUCACUUUUCACCUACUGAUAAACUUAAGGAAGCUUUAUGCUCGCAAGAUGCUUUUAAUAAAACCUACUUGGAAUUGGCGGAGCUAGCAAUGGGCACCUACAAACAUAUAGGACGUUUGAGAUCAGCCAGGCUUGUAGGAAGAGAGGUGGCAUCAUUUUAUAUGUUGCUGGGUGAAACCCAGAAAGCUGCAGCUUUCCUUGGUGAUGCUUUGAGAACGUUUGAACAAGACAGUUGGCAUGAACUGGCUGCCCAGACACAAAUUGAAUUGGCUGAAUGUUUUAAGAAAGCUAAAGAUGUAAGGAAGUUAGUCAGUGCCAGUGCAUUUGUAUCUGCUGCUUUAGAAAUUGAUACUUUGAUUCGUUGGACCUACUUCGAUGAAAUGCGCAAAUCUUUGGACUCUCUUGUUAAUCCUUUAGUAGUGCCUUUCAAUGAUAUUAUAAAGAUAGUUAGUGUCAGUUUAAAAAGUGACAGUGUUAUUAUGCAAGAUAGUUUGAUUAACGUUGAACUUGUGAUAGAAUCAAAUUUCCCCCGAGAAAUUGUGUGUACAAAUUUAUUAAUCUCGUUAGAAGUUGACAAUAAAGAGAAUAAGAAACUGACUGAAAAGUACGUUUCUAGCAAAGUGUUAACUGGGAAGGAUUUAAAGUUGCAGAAUCCAAUGUUGCAGAGGCUACGGAUAAAGAGAAAUUUGGAUUAUAAACAGGAUAAACAGUUAGCUACUGCUGGAAUUGCGUCAAAAUUUACUGAACUUAAGAGAAAAGACAGUGCUGCGCCUCAGACUCAAGGAGACUUUAGCUAUUGCUUGGAAGUUUACAGCUUGCCAUUACUCAUAACCCCAGGAUUAAACAUAAUAAGACUGAAGAAGCAAGCCACCAGGGUUGGAAAAUUUUAUCUAGGGCAAGUGGCAAUACACAUUAAAAACUUACAUUUAAUUUCUGCUCCCCUUAUACCAAGGCUGGCAUUGGAAAUCAAAGAAGAAGGUCCUUCUCUAAAAUUGUACAAAAGAGCUGCCCCGUUACUGUCAGGGAUCGAACAAAUUAUGAAUUUAAUAUUAACUAUAGGAAGUUAUUCAAUUGAACCAAAGUCUAAAAUAAAACUAACCGCUUCACCAGGUCUGACUCUUCAGGUCAAGGAGGGUGAAACUUUAACAACGACUCUAGAUUUCGAGGUGGGUCACAAUGUCCCUUUUACAAGUACCAGAAAGCGACUUCGGGUAUUAGCCGACAUGCUGUCAAAAGACCACCAAGUAACUAUUCACUGCCCCUGGACUACUAAGCCGAUUGUCGUGGCGCUUAAUUUUACUCCUCCUCUUACAGCUAUCUGGAGGUUACACACAGUAUUACAUAGAAAGUUUAUCCACAUUACCGUGACAGGGCAGUGCGAAAAAGACUUAAUCAUAGAUCAAGCUGUACUCAAGGUCGGAGGUGGUUGCACAGUGGUGGGCAAAAACUGUGAAUCUAGUCAAAUUAUUUCUAACGGGUUAACCUUUUCAUAUGUAUGGGAGUUAUUGGUCAAUCCAGAUGAUUCAUCAUCUAUAAUUAAAGCAGAAUUUUCUGUGAGGUACAAAUUAGAUGAAAACGAUAAUGACAAUAAACUUUACCAGUACUUUUUCGAUAUAAGUGACUGUCAGACUCUCUAUAUAUUAGACGCCAACGUAGAACCGGCCAAAGGGAGUGAAUUUUGUAGAGUUGGUAUUGUUUGCCAUUUAAAUCUUUCUAUGAAAAACGCAGGUCGAACUCUGCAGACAAACAAUAAUGUGAAAUCCGUAAUGUACGAAGUACUUGCAGAACAGAGUGUGUGGGCAGUUUGUGGAAGAACAGCUGGUGUGGUAUGUUUUGAUACAGACGAAGAGCUGCAAACUGUGGUGUUGGAUGUAAUGCCUCUUACCAGCGGUCAUUUACCCUUACCUCUGGUUAGAAUUUCCAAAUAUAUUCCAGCGGAAUUUGGGAGUUCAGAAAAAUCAAAUAAAGGGGAUACCCAUCCACGGUUAGAACCUUUCAGUCCAGGUCAAGUCUACAAUAAGAGCAAAGGAAAGCAAUUGCACGUAAUAGCAGCCUUAACUGAAGGUUAUCAGUAAAUUUCCAAAGUCCUACUUGUUGAUUAUAAAUUUUAUAAAAUUUAUAUUUAACUACUACAUUACUUAUAUUAAUUUGUCAAAUGUUUGACUGAUUUUGUGCCAAUUUAUGUUACUUGCCGAACAUACACAUAUAGGUAGGUAUAUGUACACAGAUAUAUGAUUUUUUCUUAUUUUAUUGAUCAUCACUGUGCAAUAUGUGACUCCAAACAUGUCAGAUAUUAAGUAUAAAUAAUUUUUCUUGGUUAAGGAGAAUUGAAGAACUUGUAAGUAAAGAGUUUAUUUUUUUAUGUAAGGUAAAAGUUUAUAUUAUGUCAUAUGUAUGUUGUAUAUUAUUGGUGUAAAUAUUUAUUUCGGUAUUUAUAAGUGAUAUAAAUAAAUGUAUAUUUAUUAUUUGUUAUGAAGUAGUAAUGUUUAUUCAAUUCUUAAAAUUUCCACUUUUGUUAUUGCAAAGCUGUACAUAAAUGUUUAUUUUUCGAGACCAAAUAUCUUUGUAAUAUUGAAAAGUAGUAUAAUAUAAAUACAAGUUUUAUUUCAGAAAUUAUACCAAAAAUUAUUUUUCAGUAAGCGGCAUAUAAUCACAUGCAAAAAAAUCAUUUUUGAUAAAAAGAAAACUUCAUUAUUGUCCAUUUGACAUAUUCUUAUUUGGAAGAAAUAAAAACGUUUAGAAACUAUAAUUUUUCAUAUUCCUAUUUCAUUUAUAUUCCUAAAUAGACGAUAAAAGUUUAAUAGAGGGGAAAUACAAUUAGUAGUAUUGUCUU
This is a messenger RNA of Anoplophora glabripennis (Asian longhorned beetle), 4331 nucleotides long. It is a transcript of the gene SIDL, whose product is annotated as trafficking protein particle complex subunit 10. The coding region runs from base 232 to 3573 and encodes 1113 amino acids. The record is from RefSeq and is a predicted model, not a curated record. The transcript is spliced from 13 exons. Gene Ontology annotation, biological process: intra-Golgi vesicle-mediated transport; early endosome to Golgi transport. Gene Ontology annotation, cellular component: TRAPPII protein complex. NCBI's taxonomy places the organism in Eukaryota, Metazoa, Arthropoda, Insecta, Coleoptera, Cerambycidae.